Messenger RNA from Humulus lupulus (European hop), 2097 nucleotides. RefSeq lists its product as uncharacterized. Lineage: Eukaryota; Viridiplantae; Streptophyta; Magnoliopsida; Rosales; Cannabaceae. The transcript has 4 exons. The coding region runs from base 1 to 2097 and encodes 698 amino acids. The record is from RefSeq and is a predicted model, not a curated record.
AUGGUUCUAGGUGCCAAUCCCCCAUUUGCAGUGUUUGAGGGCUUCAUUAAGAGAAUGUGGGGUAAACUAGGUAUUGAGAGGAUUGCGAGAUUAAAUGCUGGGUAUACACUUGUUAAAUUCAGAGAUGAAGUUACCCGAGAUUUGGUGUUGGAAGCUGGUGUUAUACAUUUCGAUAGGAAGCCAAUCAUUGUGAGACCGUGGACCAUCGAUUUAGCUGAUAUGAGGUUAGUAAAAUCUGUUCCUAUUUGGGUGAGGUUGCCUGGUUUGGGGCUACAAUACUGGGGUACUAAAUGUUUGAGUGCUUUGAUGAUUACUAUUGGGAAACCAAUACUUGUAGAUAAAGUAACAAAAGAUCGAUCCAUGAUGCAAUUUGCUAGGGUGUUAGUGGAGAUUGAAAUAUCAGAUGAGAUUCCUAAGUCCAUUAAAUUUUUGAAUGAAAGAGGUCAAUUAAUGGAGCAAUUUGUGGAAUUUGAAUGGCUGCCAACUCAGUGUAAGCAUUGCAGAGUUUAUGGUCAUACUGAGGCUUUGUGUAACAGGAAAAAGGGUGAGGUUUGGAGACCGAAAGAAAGGAAACCUGAAGGAGAAAAUAAGGAAAAUUCUUCUGAGCCGACUAAUGUAGCAAUUACUACAGGGUUAGCUGCUGAGGUAAUAUCCAAGGACAAACAGAAAGAGGUUACUAAGGAAAGAACUGACUGUCCUUUGAAAACAAGUUCUUCUGAUGCAGACAUUGGUCAAGUUUCCAAAAACUUUCAGGUAGAUGUGGGCAAGGAGAGAUGUGACACUAAUGAAUCUCAAGAGGCGGAUUGGAUCACUCCUAAAAGAAUGGGUGGUGUAAAGAACUUAGCUACUAAUGCUCUGAAUAAGUUGAGGAACACAUAUAGUGUUUUGCAAGAUAAGAAAAUGGAGGUUGCAAAUUUGGCUUUCACUAUAGAAAAGAGUCUAAAUAAAAUUGGUAUAGGUGCUUUUCUUGAGACCAAGUUACGUGGUAAUAAACUGGAGGAGAUGAUUGUUAGACAAUUUGAUGGCUGGAAGUUUUAUAAAGGGACUGCUAAUGAAGGUAGAAUUUUGAUGGUUUGGCAGAUUAGUGUUUUGUCAGUGGAAAUCGUACAAGACAGUGACCAAUUUAUACAUGCUUAUGUUAAAGAGUUAAGUUCGGGAGACUUUAAUUCAGUGUUUGAGUUUGAUGAUAGGCUAGGAGGGCGUGCUGUUUCUGCUGCAGAAAUGGCAGAUGCUCAGAGAUGGAAAUCUAUGGGGUUGGUGGAUGAACUUCGAUCUAUUGCAAUUUCAACUGUGAACUCUGGUUUUAAACCUUUCCAGUUCUUCAAUAUGUGGACUGAAUAUGAAGGGUUCAAAGAUGCAGUUAUGCAAAGCUGGAACAAGUCAAUAAAUGCUCAUGGUUCAGAAGGAAUUAUGAGGAAGUUGAGGAGACUAACACAUGUCCUUCGACAAUUUAAUAAAAGGGAGAUUGGUGAUGUUGAGCACAAGUUUAAUCUUGCAAAAGAGACUUACAAUUCUACCCAAUACCAGCUUCAGCAUGACCCUCAUUCAGCUGAGUUUCAAACUGAGGAACGGGCUUCUUUUGAAAAUUUGGUUCAGCAAGCCAGAUACUAUGAUAGUUAUCUUAGGCAGAGGAGCAAAGUCAACUGGCUUAGGUUUGGGGAUGAUAAUACAGCCUAUUUUCAUGCUUGUUUGAAGCAGAGGAAGGCUUCAAAUCGAAUAGCUUCGUUUAUUAAUGAUGCUGGGCAGAUUAAUGAGAAGUUUGAGGAUGUAAUGGCUCACUUCUUAAAUCAUUUUUGGAGUAUCAUGGGUAAUCAAAGUAAGGCUUUUGUUCCUAUUCAAAAGGAGUAUUUUAUUCAUGGAGGCAUCUUAUCCUUAGAUCAACAACUGGAAUUAAUAAAUCCAUUCACCAAGAAGGAUGUUAAAAAUGCUAUGUUCAGUAUUAGUUCGAUUAAGAGCUUGGGUCCAGAUGGAUAUGGUUCGGGUUUUUUCAAAGUAAUGUGGGAUGCGAUAGGAGAUGAGAUUUCAGAUGCUAUUUUGGGUUUCUUUAAUCAUGGAUCGCUGCCUAAUGCUCUCAAUAAUGCAACUCUCUCUCUUUGA